Messenger RNA from Aspergillus homomorphus CBS 101889, 834 nucleotides. RefSeq names its product TIM-barrel enzyme family protein. The record is from RefSeq and is a predicted model, not a curated record. Lineage: Eukaryota; Fungi; Ascomycota; Eurotiomycetes; Eurotiales; Aspergillaceae. The transcript has 3 exons. Bases 1 to 834 code for a protein of 277 amino acids. Gene Ontology annotation, molecular function: catalytic activity.
AUGCGCCCAACAAACAGACAAGAAGUCCUCGCCCGUUUGCGCAAGACCAUCGCAGAUGGCUCUAUCAUUGUCGGAGCUGGAGCUGGAAUUGGACUCUCCGCCAAAUUCAUCGAAAAGGGCGGAGCCGAUCUCAUUCUAGUCUACAACUCGGGCCGAUUCCGCAUGGCCGGCCGAGGCUCUCUAGCAGGCAUGAUGCCCUGCUCCGACGCCAACGCGGUGGUCGUCGAGAUGGCCUCCGAAGUCCUCCCGAUCGUCGAGAACACGCCCGUUCUCGCAGGAGUGUGCGGUACCGACCCCUUCCGCAACAUGAGCGCGUUCCUCACGCAGCUCCGCACGUUGGGCUUCGUGGGCGUGCAGAACUUCCCCACGGUGGGGCUGAUCGACGGCAAGUUCCGGGCGAACCUGGAGGAGACGGGCAUGGGCUACGACCGCGAGGUGGAGAUGAUCCGGCUGGCGCACGAGAUGGACCUCGUCACCACACCGUACGUCUUCAACGUCGACGAGGGCGAGCGCAUGGCGCGCGCCGGCGCGGACGUCAUCGUCGUGCACCUCGGCCUGACCACCUCCGGCACCAUCGGCGCGCAGACUGCGCUAUCGCUGGAUGAUUGCGUCGGCAUCAUCCAGGAGGUCCGCGAUGCCGUCGUCCGCAUUAACCCCGAGGUUAUCGUGCUGUGCCAUGGUGGUCCUGUGGCUGGGCCUGACGAUGCGCAGUAUGUGCUGCAGCGUGUGAAGGGCGUUCAUGGGUUCUUUGGCGCUAGUAGUAUGGAGCGAUUGCCUGUGGAGAAGGCCAUUGAGGAGAAUGCGAGGGCGUUUAAGGGGGUGAAGCUUGGUUGA